Molecule: messenger RNA, 948 nt
Organism: Peronospora farinosa
Lineage: Eukaryota; Oomycota; Peronosporomycetes; Peronosporales; Peronosporaceae
Source: the annotation of a GenBank genome assembly
AUGGUGAACGCCAAGCAGCGUCGCAAGCUCCUGCGCGAACAGCAGCAGCCAAAGCAACAAGAGGAAGGCAUUAGCAUCAAGGAAGAAAUCAAGGAGGAGGUCACAGCAAUAGUAUCAGCAGCAACAACUCAAGACGAUGACGAGCAACGUAACACCAAAGAGCGUCGCCGGUUGGCACGCCUAGCAAAGCAGAAAAUUGAAGUUGUGACUGGAAAAGAUGAGACCAUAGUGGCUACAAGUAAAGUGACAAAUGAUGAUACUGAUGAGCCAAUGAACGCCCAGCAGCGUCGUCUGUUGAAGCGUCAAACGAAGCGGAAACUCGAGGGAGUCGAAGACGCAAAGCCGCUGCAAAAGGAGAAGAAGCGGAAGAAACAGAAGAAGGACGAGGAUAACGAUGUCCACAAGAGCAUUCACUUGACGUUGUUUGUAGGACAGCUGCCAUUUCGUGCUACUGAGGGAAUGAUCCGGAAACAUUUUGCAGAGGCGGGUGAUAUCAAGCUCCGCAUGCUGACGGACAAGAAGACUAAAAAGUUCAAAGGCACGGCAUUUAUUGAGGUGAAGGACAGUAAGGCACUGGGUGCCGCACUUUCGCGUCAUCAUACGUUGUUGCAGGGACGUCGGAUCAAUGUCGAGUUGACUGCCAGUGGUGGAGGCAACAAGUCGGAGAACCGACGCAACAAAAUUGAUUUGUUGAGGAAGAAACAAAGCAGCGUUCAGGUGACAAAGACCAAGGCGUUGAUUCAGAAACACAUUGACGGACCAGAGUAUAAGCUCAAGCAGGAGGACGUGGAUGAUAGGAUGAUUGAUUUUUUGUCGUGGUUCGAUUAUGAAACGGCUAAGAAUGCGUUGGAUGAGUACAACCGCUGUGUGAGCGAUCGUGUGAAUAACCGCAAGGCCUUUUUCAUGGGAAUCUUGAAGCGAUUUCGACAGACAGACGGCGAGGAGUAG